CCGCUCCUUCACCACAAUAGUGUCUUCAACAUUUUUUCAGAGACAACCAUUGCCCUUUUUUUUUCACAACACACGACGGUGAGUUCCUGACGUGUACUGUGGUCGACAAAUUUUCAAAAUUUGACGGGGUCCAUUGCAUAAGUCAACUCGGGCUGAUGACUUCUUCCGUUGUCUUCAACAUUUUUUCAGAGACCACCAUUGCCCAAUUUUUUUCACAACACACGACGGUGAGUUUUCGAUGUCGACUGUGGUCGCCAAAUUUUCAAAAUUUGACAGGGUCCAUUGCAUAAGUCAACUCGGGCUGAUGACUUCUCCCGUCGUUUUCAACAUUUUUUCAGAGACCACCAUUUGCCCACUUUUUUCACAACACACGACGGUGAGUUCCCGACGUCGACUGUGGUCGCCAAAUUUUCAAAAUUUGACGGGGUCCGUUGCAUAAGUCAACUCGAGCUGAUGACUUCUCCCGUCUCUACCGUUGUCAAGGUUCUUCCUUUUCGAACCAAACAAAGUGCCAACCAUUUUUGCCGAUGAAGAAGUAGAAGUUAUGGUGGAUUCAGAUGAAUUGUUGGUGGAAUCUGAAAAUGAGAAUGUGGGCGACAAUAUGAUCAUAGUGGACGAUGAAACAGUUGGAGGAGAUGAUCGGAUUGUGCCUGUAGUGGGUAUGAAAUUAAAGAUGAAAAAGAAGCCUUCGACUUUUAUAAAAGAUAUGCUAAUGCCCUUGGCUUUCUAGUUCGAAAACAGAAUUCGAAGAAGGAUGACGAUGGGGUUUUGAGAUACGUUACAUUAACAUGUAGCCGUGAAGGUCGUCGAAGUGGUAAUACCAACGGUUCUUUAAAGCCACAACCAACAAUUUAGACAGGUUGUAAAGCAAGGAUCUCUACAUCUUCCGAUGUACUUGGUACUUGGAGAAUUAACACAGUCCACCUUGAACACAAUCACGAGACAAGUCCUUCAAAAUCUAGAUUGUACCGCUAUAACAGAGAAUUGAGUGACCAGGUGAAGUGAAGGCUCGAGGUUAAUGAUAUGGUAGGAAUUCCGUUGCACAAGAGUUUUAACUCUGCAGUAGUUGAAGCAGGCGGGUAUGAGAACCUCACAUGCGUGGAAAAGGAUUGUCGGAACUACAUUGAACAAGUGCGGCGACUAAGACUUGGAGAAGGAGAUGCCGCAGCCAUACAGUCCUAUUUUUCAGAAAUGCAAGCGAAAUGCUCGGGCUUUUAGUUUAGUAUUGAUUUGGACGGUGAAGGGUGGUUGAAAAAUGUUUUUUGGGCGGAUUAUUAAUGUAGGCAAGCGUAUAAGGAGUUCGGGGAUGUUGUCACAUUUGAUACCACGUACCUAACCAAUAAGUACGAUAUGCCGUUUGUCCCUUUUGUUGGCAUAAACCAUCACCGCCAAUCAACACUGCUUGGUUGUGGUUUGAUAUCGAAUGAGGAUACGAACACUUUUGUCUGGCUAUUUAGGAUAUGGCUUCAGUGCAUGCAUGGCCAACCUCCGCACAGAAUAAUUACCGAUCAGGAUAGGGCCAUGCAAAGUGCAAUUAACAUUGUUUUUCCACAUACAAAGUAUAGAUGGUGUUUAUGGCAUAUCCUAAAAAAACUACUUGAGAAGUUCGGAUAUCAUGUGGACAAGGGUUCAAUAUUUGCUACUAUUCACGAAUUGGUAUAUGACUCGCAAUUUAUUGAACAAUUCGAAGAUGGUUGGAGAGCAAUGCUCGAUACAUUUGAGUUGCAUGAUAAUGAUUAGUUAUCGGGACUAUAUGAAAAUAGAGGACAUUAGGUCCCUUGCUACUUCAAAAGCACAUUUUGGGCUGGAAUGUCGACCACACAGCGAAGUGAGUGUAUGAAUGCUUUCUUCGAUGAUUAUGUGCAUUCAAAGACCUCGCUAAAACAGUUUGUCGAACAGUAUGAACGAGCACUGCGAAAUAAAGUUGAGGAGGAAUUUUAGUCUGAUUUUAAGUCUUUUUCAUAGAUGGUACCAUGUGCUACAACAUACGAAAUGGAGAAACAAUUUCAAGAGGUCUACACCAUUUCCAAGUUUCGAGAAGUUCAAGCUGAGUUUACGGGAAAAGUUUACUGCGACCUUAUAUCUGCUUCGCAAGGGCCGUUGGGGAUAACGUAUGAAGUACAGGAGGAUGUUGUGUGUGGUGAUCGCCGAAAAAAGAAAAUAUUUUUUGUCACAUUUCAGAGAGAGUCAUGUGACAUUAGCUGUAGUUGCCACUUGUUUGAGUUCCGUGGAAUAAUUUGCAGGCACGCGAUCGCAGUGUUGAUUCGUAAUGAUGUUAACGUACUGCCAAAUCGCUAUAUACUGAGGAGAUGGAGGAGAGACGUAAGUAGAGCACAUACAAGGGUACGGGCUAGAGAGUACUCUUGGCCAAUUGAGAUACGACAAUAUGUGUCAGGCGUUCGCCUCUAUGGCAGACCUUGUAGCAGACGAUGAAGUCCGGUCACGUGUGGUAAUGGACUGGAUUCAAACCAUAAAGAAAGAGCUUAUGAUGCCAUCACCAAGCAGUGGAAGUAAUGUCUUAUGGCAUCACGCUUUUCAGUUACCCUUGCACGAUACUGGAUCACAAAAUACUGUCGUCCGAAGCAUAGGUGAUCCUAAGCAGUCAAAGAAAAAGGGUACGCCUAAGAAACUUCGAAGGAAAAGCCCCUUGGAGAUGCACUCGAAGAAAACAAAGGUGCCGUUGGUUGCAUGCAUAAGAAAAAAACCAGCCACUAGCCAUAGUGGCAUGGCGAAGGUUGCAUCACAUUCUCAGACAUCUCAACAACAACGAGUCUUGGGCGAUGAGGAAAGUUAUGCAGUCGCACAAUACCAACCCUCGUUCAAUAUGAUCCAACUAGCGACAACAAAUGUUAUGAUAAAUUCUGAUGGUAACGUGGUUUACAACUACUAUCCACAUGCACAGUAUGAAGGGGACACGACCAGAAGGCUCCAAUGAUCCAUUUAUGGGCCACCUUAAUGUCAAUAUGGUCAGGCUGGUGAAGCUUCAUUGGACGAACAUGAAGAGUUUACCGGGGGUAAUGAGGACAUUGAUACUGACGAAGAAGAGGCUGAAGUUGCUAGUUCUAAUAACAUUUCAGACUAACCUUUUAAUUAGUGGAACUUUAAGGGCAAGUUCCAUUGAUAGCUUCCUAUUUAUUCAUUAAUAGCAUCUUGUCCUCUGUAUCAAACAAGCUAUAAGUGGGCUGUGUUUUCAUUAUAUUUAGAUAGUGAGCCUUUGCCUCCUUGUCAACAUUUUUUGUGAAAUCACGUGGAAAAACUUGAGAAAGGAUUUGGUUUCUGUAAUAGGUUUAAAUUGAGCAAGCCC
Molecule: messenger RNA, 3304 nt
Organism: Olea europaea var. sylvestris
Lineage: Eukaryota; Viridiplantae; Streptophyta; Magnoliopsida; Lamiales; Oleaceae
Exons: 6
Coding region: 2387-2935 (182 amino acids)
Source: RefSeq, a predicted model, not a curated record